AUGGACGCACCAGCCAUGAUCGAUGACUUCACCCGCGCGUGCGGUCAUGGACCAAUGAGCGUGGAGGAUGCCAACUGUCCUCCUCAGGCUUUGAGUCUUCUCCCUCUAAUGCACCAGUUACGCCUCCUGAUGGCUAGGCAAGGGGUUUUGGGCUGUCUUGUGGUCUUGUGGCUCUCUGUGAGCCUAAUAUCUGCUCGAAUUCGCACAAAUCAAUGGCUGGUUCGUCUUCAAACUGACGGUCAAGAGGAUCGAGAUGCACUGAAAGCUCGUGCCAAGCAAAUCGCAGCUGAAACUGGAUUCAGGAUGUGGUUAGAAGAUCAUAACACUUACUUCCAUCCCAACGAAUUCCUUUUUUUACACCCGAACUCGAAACAACCAAGCAAGGCUAUCCACGAUACCCUAGUUGGUCACCCAAGUGUUGAAAGUGCUGAACAGUUGAAGGGUUACAAACGCAUGAAGCGUGGCUUUCGACCUAUUGAAGAAGAGGAAAAAGAGUCCGCAGGCAGAGCACUCUCGCCAUCCGAGGCCGAAAUUGUCCGUGGACUAUCCUCAGAUCCACUCUUCCGAAAAGAAUGGUAUAUUUAUAACACAGGCCAAGCUGAAGGCACACCAGGUCUCGAUUUGAAUGUCCUCGCUGCCUGGGCUCAAAAUAUUACGGGUAGAGGCGUUGUGACAGCAAUUAUGGAUGAUGGGAUAGAUUACCUUCAUCCCGAUAUUGCACCGAACUACGCCGCCGAAGCGAGCUACGAUUUCUCUGGAAAUGAUGCCUUUCCCUAUCCACGAUAUACAGACGACUGGUUCAACUCGCAUGGAACACGAUGCGCCGGCGAGGUGGCAGCUGUUGCCGGCAACGGUGUUUGUGGCGUUGGUGUAGCGCCUGAUUCGCGUGUCGCCGGACUACGCAUGCUUGACCAGCCCUACAUGACCGAUCUCAUUGAAGCUGCUGCCAUGUCGCAGGCCAGAGACAUCAUUGAUAUCUACUCUGCCAGUUGGGGACCCACUGAUGAUGGCAAAACUGUCGAUGGGCCUAGAAAUCAAACUAUGCAGGCCAUUGUUGACGGUGUGAAUAAAGGCCGAGGAGGCAAGGGAUCACUCUAUGUCUGGGCAUCAGGGGAUGGAGGUCCGGAAGAUGACUGCAAUUGCGAUGGUUAUGCCGCUUCUAUGUGGACCAUUUCGAUCAACUCGGCGACGAAUGAUGGCCAGACUGCCAGCUACGAUGAAUCCUGUGCGUCGACUCUUGCAUCAACCUUCUCUAAUGGCAAAUCAAUGCUGAGUCUUGACGCUGGAGUGGGAACAGUGGAUCUCUAUGGAAACUGCACGCUUCAUCAUUCAGGAACCUCAGCUGCUGCCCCAGAAGCAGCUGGCGUUCUUGCAUUGGCGCUGGAAGCGAAUCCUGAACUAACAUGGCGAGACAUGCAACAUCUGAUAGUGCUCACCUCCAAGCGCAAUCAUCUCUAUGAUCGUGAAGGCACCCACAACUGGACCAUCAAUGGCGCUGGUUUGGAGUUCAAUCACCUCUUCGGCUAUGGCGUUCUUGACGCCGGUGACAUGGUUCGAAUGGCCAAAUUGUGGAAGACUGUGCCAGAACGGUUCCAUUGUAUUGCAGGCAUUUUCAAUGGCCGCAAGGUUGUCACUGUCGGCAAGCCUAUCCAAUUGGAGCUCUACACAGAGUCCUGUCAAGGGAAUCCAGAAAGUCAAGUGAACUUUAUUGAACACGUCCAGGCUUUCAUCAGCAUUCGAGCUAGCCGAAGGGGGGAUUUAGUGAUGUUCCUUACCUCCCCAAUGAACACAACUUCAAUGAUUCUUGGAGCUAGACCUAAGGACUCGGAUUCGCGUCGGGGAUUCACUAAGUGGCCCUUCAUGACCACACACAUGUGGGCUGAGAGUCCGAGAGGUACGUGGAAGCUAACGGUGGGUUUGGAUCCACAAAAGCAUCGUUCCCAUGGAGGUGAGGAUCCUGCUCUGGGACAUGCAUUGUUGACUGAAUGGAUCCUAAUGAUUCACGGAACGCAGAAGUCGCCCUACAUCGCUCUACCAGAAAGUGCAAGUCAGCUGGUACCAAAAUUAGGGCUUGUGAAGCGGCAACACCUAUCAGAGAGAUUUUCAGCAUGA
Molecule: messenger RNA, 2112 nt
Organism: Echinococcus granulosus
Lineage: Eukaryota; Metazoa; Platyhelminthes; Cestoda; Cyclophyllidea; Taeniidae
Product: Neuroendocrine convertase 2
Exons: 3
Coding region: 1-2112 (703 amino acids)
Biological process (GO): protein processing
Cellular component (GO): trans-Golgi network; Golgi membrane
Molecular function (GO): serine-type endopeptidase activity
Source: RefSeq, a predicted model, not a curated record